GAAAACAUAACCUUCUAUCCUGGUGGAGGCAUUUUUUCCUGGCAUGAUGUCUUCUCUUUCCAAUUCUGAUGAGUUGAUUUUUUUUGUAAAUGGAAGAAAGGUCAUAGAGAAGAAUGCUGACCCUGAAGUAAAUCUGCUCUUCUACCUGAGGAAAAAAUUCCGCCUCACAGGCACCAAGUACGGCUGUGGGGGAGGAGGCUGUGGCGCCUGCACCGUCAUGGUGUCGAGGUACGACCCCAAGACCAAGAAGAUCCACCAUUUUCCAGUUACAGCAUGCCUGGUUCCUAUCUGCUUGCUGUAUGGGGCUGCUGUCACCACAGUGGAAGGAGUGGGAAGCAUCAGAACCAGGAUUCACCCCGUGCAGGAAAGACUCGCCAAGUGUCACGGCACGCAGUGCGGCUUCUGCAGCCCAGGGAUGGUGAUGUCCAUCUACACGCUGCUGAGGAACCACCCGGAGCCGACCCCCGCGCAGAUAACCGAAGCCCUUGGAGGUAAUUUGUGCCGCUGUACUGGAUACCGACCAAUUGUAGAAAGUGGAAAAACUUUCUGUGUGGAAUCAACUGUUUGUCAAAUGAAAGGAUCAGGAAAAUGUUGCAUGGAUCAAGAUGAGAAUUCCAUUUGUACUUUGUUUCGUUUUGUUGAGAUGUGUACCAAGCUGUACAAUGAAGAUGAAUUCCAGCCCUUGGAUCCAUCCCAGGAACCUAUAUUCCCUUCUGAACUCAUAAGAAUGGCAGAAGAUCCAAACAAAAGAAGGCUAAUGUUCCAAGGGGAGAGGACCACCUGGAUCACCCCUGUAACCUUGAACGACCUUGUGGAGCUGAAAACCAGUUUCCCCAAAGCCCCCAUUGUCAUGGGAAACACUGAAGUGGGACCCAGAAUUAAAUUCAGAGAUGAAUUCCAUCCAGUUUUUAUAUCUCCACUUGGGCUUCCAGAACUCUAUUUUGUGGACAGCACAGAUGAUGGGGUGACAAUAGGUGCGGGAUACAGCCUGGCCCAGUUGAAUGAUGCCUUACAUUUCAUUGUUUCUGAGCAACCAAAGGAGAAGACAAAGACCUACCGUGCUCUCUUGAAGCACCUGAGGACACUGGCUGGAGCCCAGAUUAGGAAUAUGGCGACUUUAGGAGGACAUGUGGUGAGCAGGCCUAAUUAUUCUGACCUAAAUCCCAUUUUAGCAGCAGGAAAUGCUACCAUCAAUGUGAUAUCCAAAGAAGGAGAACGGCAGAUUCCUCUAGAUGGCCAUUUCCUUGAGAGAUCACCUGAAGCCAGACUUAAGUCAGAGGAGAUUGUGUUAUCUGUGUAUAUUCCACACUCUACUCAGUGGCACUUUGUGUUGGGACUCCGGAUGGCCCAGCGUCAGGAGAAUGCCUUCGCCAUUGUCAAUGCUGGGAUGAGUGUGAAGUUCGAGGAUGGCACAGACACAAUCAAGGACCUUCAGAUGUUCUAUGGGAGUGUUGGCCCCACUGUUGUCUCUGCAAGACAGACCUGCCAGCAGCUCAUUGGGAGGUACUGGGAUGACCAAAUGCUGAGUGACGCUUGCCGAUUGGUGCUGGGUGAGAUUUACAUCCCACCAGCAGCUGAGGGCGGAAUGGUGGAAUAUAGGCGCACCCUGAUCAUCAGCUUGCUCUUCAAAUUCUACCUUAAAGUGAGGCGAAGACUGAAUAAAAUGGAUCCCCAGAAGUUUCCAGAUAUCCCAGAAAAGUUCAUGAGUGCUCUAGAAGACUUCCCCAUAGAAACACCCCGAGGAAUUCAGAUGUUCCAGUGUGUGGAUCCUUACCAACCCCCACAAGAUCCAGUCGGUCACCCGAUCAUGCACCAGUCAGCCAUUAAACACACCACAGGGGAGGCUGUGUUUGUUGAUGACAUGCCCCCUGUCGCCCAAGAACUCUUCCUGGCUGUAGUCACCAGCACCCGAGCUCAUGCAAAGAUCAUGGCAAUUGAUGCUUCAGAAGCCCUGGCAGUUCCAGGUGUUGUUGAUGUGAUCACAGCGGAGGACGUUCCAGGAGAUAAUAACCAUCACGGAGAGGUCUUCUAUGCACAGGAUGAGGUAAUCUGCGUGGGUCAGAUUGUCUGCACGGUGGCUGCUGAUACCUACGCUCAUGCAAGAGAGGCUGCUAAAAAGGUGAAGAUCACGUAUGAAGAUCUGGAACCAAGGAUUAUCACGAUAGAGCAAGCCCUAAAGCACAAUUCAUUUCUUACUGUUGAGAAAAAAAUUGAGCAAGGAAAUGUAGAGCAAGCCUUUAAGUAUGUUGACCAAAUCAUUGAAGGUGAGGUCCACAUGGAAGGACAGGAACAUUUUUACAUGGAAACGCAGACUGUCCUGGCUAUACCUAAAGAAGAAGAUAAAGAAAUUGUGUUACACCUUGGAACACAGUUUCCAACCCAUGUGCAGGAAUUUGUGGCUGCAGCACUAAACAUUCCGAGGAGUAGAAUUGGGUGUCACAUGAAAAGAACUGGAGGAGCAUUUGGGGGAAAAGUGACCAAGCCCGCUCUGCUAGGAGCUGUCAGUGCUGUGGCCGCCACCAAGACCGGCCGCCCAAUACGGUUUAUUCUGGAACGUGGUGAUGACAUGUUGAUAACUGCGGGCCGCCACCCACUUCUCGGAAAAUACAAAGUUGGGUUCAUGAACAAUGGUGUGAUCAAAGCUGCUGAUGUUGAAUAUUAUAUCAACGGUGGAUGCACUCCUGAUGAGUCUGAGUUGGUUAUUGAGUUCGUUGUGCUGAAAUCUGAAAAUGCAUAUAAUAUUCCUAAUUUCCGGUGCCGGGGUAGAGCGUGCAGAACAAAUUUGCCAUCCAACACUGCUUUUCGAGGAUUUGGAUUUCCCCAGGUCGCGGUGGUAGUCGAAACUUAUAUAACUGCUGUGGCAUCUCAAUGUAACUUACCCCCUGAACAGGUUAAAGAAAUAAACAUGUAUAAGAGAAUUAGCAAAACAGCCUAUAAGCAGACAUUUAAUCCAGAGCCCUUGAGAAGAUGCUGGAAAGAAUGUCUGGAGAAAUCUUCAUUCUCUGCUAGGAAAUUGGCUGCUGAGGAAUUUAACAAAAAGAAUUACUGGAAGAAGAGGGGGCUUGCCGUGAUCCCCAUGAAAUUUACCAUUGGGAUGCCCACAGCCUACUACAACCAGGGUGCUGCUCUAGUCCACAUCUAUCUCGAUGGGUCUGUCUUGGUGAUUCAUGGUGGCUGUGAAUUGGGACAAGGCCUUCACACCAAAAUGAUUCAGGUGGCGAGUCGAGAACUGAACAUCCCCGAAUCGUACAUCCACCUGUCUGAGACGAGCACCAUCACCGUGCCCAACGCUAUCUUCACGGCCGGGUCGCUGGGGACAGACAUCUACGGGAGGGCCGUGCAGAAUGCCUGCCAAAUCCUAAUGGCUCGUCUUCAGCCGGUCAUCAGGAAAAACCCUAAGGGAACAUGGGAGGAAUGGAUUGCAAAAGCCUUCACAGAAUCCAUCAGUCUCUCAGCUACUGGAUAUUUCAAAGGCUACCAGACAAAUAUGGACUGGGAGAAGGAGGAAGGUGACGCUUACCCGUAUUACGUUUAUGGCGCAGCCUGUUCUGAGGUUGAAGUCGACUGUCUGACGGGGGCUCAUAAGCUCCUUAGGACUGAUAUCUUCAUGGAUGCUGCUUUCAGCAUAAACCCAGCCCUGGACAUUGGACAGGUUGAAGGAGCAUUUAUCCAAGGCAUGGGACUAUACACCAUAGAAGAACUGAAAUACUCCCCAGAGGGUGUGCUUUAUUCUCGGAGUCCAGAUGACUACAAAAUUCCCACCGUCACUGAAAUCCCCGAAGAGUUCCACGUCACUUUGGUGCGUUCCCGAAAUCCCAUCGCCAUCUAUUCAUCCAAGGGGUUGGGUGAGGCUGGAAUGUUCAUGGGAUCCUCCGUGUUGUUCGCCAUAUAUGAUGCAGUGGCCGCUGCCCGCAGAGAGAGGGGGCUGACCAAGACCUUCACCCUGCACAGUCCAGCAACUCCUGAGUUGAUUAGGAUGACUUGUGUGGAUCAGUUUACCGACAUGAUUCCCAGGGAUGAUGCUUCAACAUUUACACCUUGGUCCAUCCGUGUGUCUUAA
Messenger RNA from Camelus dromedarius (Arabian camel), 4060 nucleotides. RefSeq names its product aldehyde oxidase 4. The record is from RefSeq and is a predicted model, not a curated record. The transcript has 36 exons. The coding region runs from base 44 to 4060 and encodes 1338 amino acids. Gene Ontology annotation, molecular function: iron ion binding; NAD binding; FAD binding. NCBI's taxonomy places the organism in Eukaryota, Metazoa, Chordata, Mammalia, Artiodactyla, Camelidae.